Ailuropoda melanoleuca (giant panda) is the source of this 4331-nucleotide messenger RNA. Its product is annotated as integral membrane protein GPR137B-like. The record is from RefSeq and is a predicted model, not a curated record. Gene Ontology annotation, cellular component: lysosomal membrane. The transcript has 6 exons. The annotation marks the transcript as partial. Gene Ontology annotation, biological process: positive regulation of TORC1 signaling; negative regulation of osteoclast differentiation; regulation of autophagy. NCBI's taxonomy places the organism in Eukaryota, Metazoa, Chordata, Mammalia, Carnivora, Ursidae.
AGGAGUUCCGAGUACUGAUGUUGGUCUGUUGAUAACAGUAUACUGUACCCCCAACCCCCGUGUUGUUCUGUCAUUGCAGGUGAUUUUCAAAGCCAAGUCAAAAUAUUCUCCAGAAUUACUCAAAUACCGGUUGCCCCUCUACCUGGGCUCACUCUUCAUCAGCCUCGUUUUCCUGUUGGUGAAUUUAACCUGUGCGGUGCUGGUGAAGACAGGAAAUUGGGAGAGGAAGGUCAUCGUCUCCGUGCGCGUGGCCAUUAAUGACACGCUCUUUGUGCUGUGUGCCGUCUCCCUCUCCAUCUGUCUCUACAAAAUCUCUAAGAUGUCCUUGGCCAACAUUUACUUGGAGUCAAAGGGCUCCUCUGUGUGUCAAGUGACGGCCAUCGGUGUGACUGUCAUCCUGCUUUACACCUCCCGAGCCUGCUACAACCUGUUCAUCCUGUCGUUUUCCCAAAGCAAGAACGUCCAUUCCUUUGACUACGACUGGUACAAUGUAUCAGACCAGGCGGAUCUGAAGAAUCAGCUCGGAGAUGCGGGGUACGUGGUAUUUGGAGUGGUCCUUUUCGUCUGGGAGCUCUUACCUACCACCUUAGUCGUUUACUUCUUCCGCGUUAGAAACCCUACAAAGGACCUUACCAACCCUGGAAUGGUCCCCAGCCAUGGAUUCAGCCCCAGAUCUUAUUUUUUUGACAACCCUCGAAGAUAUGAUAGUGAUGAUGACCUUGCCUGGAACAUUGCCCCUCAGGGACUUCAGGGAAGCUUUGCUCCAGACUAUUAUGAUUGGGGACAACAAACUAACAGCUUCCUGGCACCAGUGGGAACUUUCCAGCCAGACUCAGUUUUGGACUCUGACAAACCAAGCCAGGGGUAGCACCGGUCAACAAUUUCAUGGAAGAUUCCUCAAGUGAAGAGCUUCAAAGAGAGUAGCUUCAUGACAGCUGAAUUUUUAAGGCACUUUUCCUUAAGAAAUAGGACUUGAUUUUUAAUUGUUACAGGUCUCUGAUGGACUCUAGCACUAAGCAAUAAUUUAGAUUGAUAAAACUUAUUUUAGUACUAAAAAGUGAGCCUGGCUGCCUAUUUCAGUGGGUGUAACUUAAACUUUAAAAGAAAUUCUGUACCUUUAUAAAGAUGUAUUUUAUAUAACUUAAAUAAUACUGCUAAAAUAUAUACUAGGAUUUUGGGGGGAUGUUACUGCACUAUAUAUUUGUAGUUUGCACAGACUUUUAUGCAUAAUUCACUUUAAAAGUAUACAGUACAUGGUCUGAUGGUUGCCUGAGGCUUUUGGACUAAAGCAUUCUUCAGAUCCUUACCUGUUCAGGUCAUGCAGAUGCUGACGGUUGACAUCUAGAAAGACAGUUACGGCUCCAGUGUUACAAUGUAGCAGAGGAUCAACAGACCACAUACGAGGUAACUGGUUCCUUCCUUCCAGUUCCUUAAGGUCCAGACAGUUGUUAUCUCAAACAAUCUCCUAAGUUUUGCCAAAAACGUGGUACUCCUUUCAGCAGGGCGCAGACGUAUACACUUCAGUGGGAAGUGGCUGCGUUGAAAGCAUGCAUCGAGCCACCUUUGCUGCUAACCCUUCCCUGCUGUAUUCAGAAACCCUGCAGAGAUUUUCAGCCCAGUGAGUGCUAGCAUCUCUUACCUCAGUACCUCCCAAAUCACGGACCAGUCAUUACAUUCAAGGAACAAAGGAGGGGUUCUCAAAAGGGGGUGAAUAAUAAAUGCCCUUGAUCCAGAAGACCGUAUGGAGUCCUGAUGGUCUUCCUGGAAUUUCCCACCAUACUUAAAAGAAAGAAUGCCUUGUAUUUUUAAAUAGCUCUGAAGACAGGCUCGUGAGGUAGCAGCUUUAGAACCAGAGUAGUGUCGCAGUAUCCUGUGGCAUCAUUCCUGUCCCUUGCCACGUCAGGACGCAUGGUCCAGACAAGCGCGGCUCCGUCAGCUUCCGCUUCAAUGAAAUCGGCCGGCUCUCCAGCCACGCGUGCGACCCUAAGACCUCCCAGAUCUAUGCAGGUAAAACUGGCUGUGAUAGAAAACUGUCAGGGAGGACAAAAGCUCUUAUUUUCUGUAAAACAGAGAGAAGGUACUAGAGGGAGGACUGUCAGCAGAGAUGCAGUAGCUUCUCUGCCUAGAAAGUCUCAGCUCUCGGGACAGGAGGGGGAGGAGGGGCAGAUGAAGAGACAGUCAUGUUAGUAAAUUCUGCCUUCAUGAUGAAACCCAUUUCCAAUGUCUCCGAUUUCCCGUUUUGGUCUUCAGAAAGGAUUUAUCUCUGGGCAUUGAUUUCACAGAGGUCAAGUCUACUUUUCUUGAUGUAAUUAAGUUUUAAAUGGCUUGUGAUUGGGUUUUUCAUUUGUACAGAUCCCUUUAUCCUACAUAAUCCCACAUAACAGUGUUCUUGCCUCUCAGUAUAUGGAAGAAUUGGGGUCACAUAUCAUUGAAAAUAGUUACUGUCAGGGACAAUUCUAGACUGAAGCACAAUUUGCACGGAUUAUUUGGGUUGCCUUAAAAUAUUUUAAGUUGUUGUUAUUCUAAAUAGCUUUAAGAACACCCUACUUGUCAUGUGGUCUUUGUUACUAAUACUUAGAAGAAUUUAAAGGCAGACCCACCAUACACUUAAAACUUCAAAUCAUGCUUUCAGAAAGUACUUCAAUUCGGUCAUUCAUGGGUAGAUAGAUUUUUUAAAAUACAGUAAUAAAAGAUCACUGAAAUCAUCCAAUUAUUAUACUCAUGAUGUAGCAACACAUUACUGGCAGGAAAAUUGAAAUAACCAGCAUUAAGUGAUAAAAGCCAUAAUCUAUUUUUAUGAUAAAGCUGCUAUUUGAGCUUUUUUAUUGGAAAGGAUAAAAAUGUUCUAAGACCCUAUUUUUCUCUUCUUCCCCUUUUUAAAAAGUUUUGCUAAAGCACAAGUAUUGUAAACACAUCUAGAAUACAAAAAAUAAGAUUGUAUUAAACGGUCUUUCUCUCAUAGUAAGUGACCACAGAUACCCUGUGAAACAUGACAGGUAUGGUAGAUCUGAAAAGGGAAAUUAAAAUUUCUUCAGUUUUCUAAUUGUGUUGUGCUGUUCAAUUAGGUAAACAAAGCUCCUUGGGUGAAAUAUUAAAGGCUCAAAGAAGGCAAAGAAUGGGGAUUACCAGUUGUAAAAUACCCAAAUGUCCUUUAAGGCAACAUAAUGAAAUUGAAACCCUGGGUAUUUGAAAGUUAAAAAUGUAUGGGGAGAGGCGGUGUCACUGAAAAUGUUGUACUAAGUCUGAUUCAACACCAGAGGCCGCACAUGAGCGUUUUGGGCACCUAGUGGAAAUACGCGCAAGAGGCAUCUCCUGCAGGUAACUAAAAAUGCCAACUGAUCUGUGUAGAUAUCUUGCGCUGGCUCUUUUUUCUUUCUACAAUUAACCCAUUUAACUGAGCCACUGAUGACAACGUCCAGCGUAUGUUACCCACGGAGCUAUGAACUGUAAGGAGUUUUUUUGCCUCCUACAGUCUACACAUCAGUGACAGUUAUGCCAGGUCGGUCUGGGAUGUAGCAGGCGUGUUGUUAAAACUAUGCUGGUCACCAUAUUUAGCGGUGUGCACCCAGUAGUGCGUCCCCAAAUAGUCUCUUUUCCCAAAAUCCAAUAGAACUGCUCUUUGUUAAUUCCUUGAACACUUAAUUCCUACUAAGAGGAAAGGAAAGAAGCAUUAAAAAAUCCCAGAGCAUGAAAAGUACUUAGAGAAAAAGGUUCUCAUUUAUAUUUACAUAGAUAUUACCAGAAUAUUUUAAUUUUUUUAGAAUAAUUCUUUUUUAAUCAAAGUAAACUUACCUUAAAAUUAAAUGGGUCUACAUAUCUGAGUUUUUAAGAUUUCCAAAUGAAGAAACUUUGUUUAAAAAAAAAAUCUUCACUUUGGAGUACUUAGUAUGAUAAAAUCUAGACAAGUGUAGGUCUAAUAUGUCUUUCCAUUUUUUGUCCCAGGGGAGAAUUUUAUUUAAAAAAAAAUUUUUUAACUAUACAUAAUACUAUUUAAGACUUCUCAUGGUCCAAGGGAACUGCUGCAAAGGAUCAGGCUAAAGUGGAAUUCUCAUCAAAAACUAUAAAGUGAUCAAAGUGAGGAAACAUUUAAAAAUGAAUGAAGGGAGCGGAGUUCAGUCAGUGUCUACUGAGUGCCUGUUGCCUGCUAGACACUGGGGCGACUCGCUGUUUGCCAGUCUGUGGGUCCAGUCUGUAAACUCAGCCACAGCCUCCUUUCACCCUACUCUAGGCCCCUACUAGGGAUCUAUGGAAAACCCUUGCUCCGGUGGGUCCCAAUGGCGGGAUGCUAAAGCUGUCCCGUGCGGAUUCCCCAUACCUGUCGUGCGGCUCUC